AUGCGGGUCACACUUGCUACUAUGACCUGGCUGAUUUCUUUUGUCUAUAGUUAUUCAUAUAAGGUAAAUACCUUGCCAGAUAUUGAAAAUGAAGAUUUCAUCAAAGAGUGUGUUCGAAUACAUAACAAGUUUCGAUCAGAGGUGACUCCAACAGCCAGGAACAUGCUAUACAUGACUUGGGAUCCAGCACUAGCCAAAAUUGCAAAAGCGUGGGCAAAAUCUUGUCAGUUUAGACAUAACCCACAGCUGAAAUCAAACAAGAUGCACCCAAACUUCACUUCACUGGGAGAAAAUAUCUGGACUGGGUCUCUAUCCUUAUUUUCGGAGUCUUCAGCCAUCUCAAACUGGUAUAAUGAAAUUAAAGACUAUGACUUCAACACCCGAAGAUGCACAAAAGUCUGUGGUCAUUACACUCAGGUUGUCUGGGCAGACAGUUACAAGGUUGGCUGUGCAGUACAGUUUUGUCCUAGAGUUUCUGGCUUUGAAACUCUUUCCAAUGGAGCACAUUUUAUAUGCAACUAUGGACCAGCAGGAAAUUACCCAACUUGGCCAUACCAGAAGGGAUACACCUGCAGUGCUUGUCCUCCAGAUGACAAAUGUUUACAAAAUCUCUGUGUUAAUCCAAAGAGAGACAAGGUCACACGUUACUACUCUCUUGUGGAUCCAGCCUGGCCCAUAUUUUUACGAAACAGAUACACAUCUCUCUUUCUUAUUGCUAAUUCAAUAAUUCUAAUAAUGUCUGUUAUAAUUACCAUUUGGAUAAAGAAAAAAUACCCUAAUUUAAGUCUUUUAGACUAAUGCAGUCUGGGGGGGAGGGAGAGAUUUAUUCAUAUGGCUUUUUAAAAAAAGUAACAAUUGGGUGUAUUUCUAAUUUCCACAUUAAAACAUUAUUUUUAAAAAAUACACUGCUGCAGUAAAGACUUGCUCAAAAUAAAAAUGGCUCAACUUCCUAA
Urocitellus parryii (Arctic ground squirrel) is the source of this 953-nucleotide messenger RNA. RefSeq names its product GLI pathogenesis related 1 (gene Glipr1). NCBI's taxonomy places the organism in Eukaryota, Metazoa, Chordata, Mammalia, Rodentia, Sciuridae. The record is from RefSeq and is a predicted model, not a curated record. Gene Ontology annotation, cellular component: extracellular region.